AUGUCCCCGGGGCGUGGCAUGUAUGUUCCGCGAGACCCCCGGACUCCGGCGGGCGGCGUGCUGGGGGCGGGCCGGGCAGCGGAGAGGUACCCCAGCUCAGGUUCAGGCCCAGAGAGAAAAAGGACACGACCCAGGGUUCUUCUCAGCUCAACUUCAGCAGUUCUGUUAAAGAACUCUCUUGCUCCAGUGCAUGAAAUAUGGACUCGAGUGAUGAUUCGGGUAAACAGCUCCAGAGUGGUGAGAGUUACACAAGUGGAUAAUGAGGAGAAACUGAAAGAGCUGGAGCAGUUCAGUCUCUGGAACCUGUUCUCGUCCUUCCUGAAGGAGAAGCUGAACGACACCUAUGUCAACGUGGACCUAUAUAGCACCAAGGUCUGCCUCAAAGUCGAGGUCCUCGAGAAGGACACGGAGUACAGCGUCAGUCUGUCCCGCAGAUUUGACCCCAAACUCAUCCUAAUUUUCUUCCUUGGACUUUUGCUUUUUUUUUGUGGAGACUUAUUAAGCAGAAGUCAGGUUUUCUACUACUCCACUGGGAUGAGCCUGGGGAUUUUGGCCUCUCUGCUCAUUUUAAUUUUCUUCAUGUCCAAGUUCAUGCCCAAGAAAAGCCCCGUCUACAUCAUCCUGGUUGGAGGCUGGUCCUUUUCUCUGUACCUGAUACAGCUGGUUUUAAAAAACUUACAAGAAAUCUGCAGGUUUUACUGGCAUUAUCUUUUAAGUUAUGUCUUCAUAGUUGGAUUCGUGAGCUUUGCUGUGUGUUACAAGUAUGGACCCAUGGAAAAUGAACGCAGCAUCAACCUGCUGACCUGGUCUCUGCAGCUGACAGGCCUGUUGCUCAUGUAUUUUGGUAUCCAGAUCCGGCAGUUUGCCUUUAUCCUUGUCAUCGCUGCGUUAUGCUCUAAACACGUGGAAUACCCCGCUCAGUGGAUUAAAACCGCUUACAGAAUGGUGUCUAAGGCAACAAAAAAGCCGAUACCCCCUCGCCUCCUGACAGAAGAAGAAUACCGAAUCCAAGGGGAGGUGGAGACCCGAAAGGCCCUGGAGCAGCUCCGAGGCUACUGUAGCAGCCCAGAGUUUCCUGCAUGGAAGACCAUAGCUCGCAUCCAGUCUCCCAAGAGGUUUGCUGACUUUGUGGAAGGAUCUUCUCAUGUCACAGCAAGUGAAGUUUCUGUCCAUGAGCAAGAAUAUGGACUAGGGAGCAAUUUUGCAGAGGAUGAACUCUUUGAGGACAUGUCAUUUGAGGAAGAGGAUGAGGAGAACCUUAUAUGUCCCUCAGUCAUACAGAACCAUUUAGUGUCUUAGGUGGCAUCUUGGUAUUUUCUUUUCUUUUGGGGGAGUGGGGCAGUGAGGGUUAAAUGACUUGCCCAGGGUCACACAGUUAGUAAAUGUCAACUGUCUAAGGCCGAAUUUGAACUGGGGUCCUCCUGAUCCAAGGCUGAUGCUUUAUCCACUGCUCCACCUAGCUGCCCCCACAUCUUGGUAUUUUCACAUGGACUGAAUCAAUUUCAAGGUGGCCAGAGCUUUAACACUCUCUGUGUGUGUAUACAGAUGUUUCCUGGCCAUCUGAAACUGGCAUGAGAUGUUACAGAGCUGCCAUUUUAGAGGCCUGAUGGGCAUCCCUUCUGAACCCUGGCUGGUGAUCUGCAUAAGGAGCUUAUGAGAAGCUAGGGAUUGAGUUAAAUAACCAAAGAAUAUGGGCACUUCCUUCUAGAUCAAUGAGCGGUUCCCUCACCCUCUUCUCUCCCACUGCAGGCUAUCUUGCCCAAGGUGUUCAUGCCGAUGCUUUUAUAGCCCCGGCAUCUGGUUGGUAUCUUCUCUGUACAAGGGUAUUGUGCAGUUUGGCCCAUUCCAGUGCUCUUGUGUAUGGUUGGCACUGAAGACCACCAAUCAUUAUAAGUGCAGAAAUGUGUUCAGGUAGCGGGUGGGGAAAAUUUCUCAGUCUCUGCUUCUUUAUAGGAAAAUCCACAGGUCUCUGGGAACUUCCUGUAUCCCUGCUUAGGUGCAAGUAGUUUCAGGAUGAGAUUUUUAUUUGGCCAUUUUGAGGAGAAGGUGCACUUCUUUCUCUUGGAUUUGACUGAACUUACAUUGAAAUUUUAAAAGCUCAUACUUCAGAGUGGCAAGAAUCAUUGGAUCACACUGUCAUACUUAUCAGCCAUUUUAAGCCUCGUAAAUUAUAAUGAUUCAACUUUUGAUUAAUUCCCUCUGGUUAUUAGAGACUUUUCAAGGGUUGUUUUUGGAACUUUAUCUUCCAUCUGAUAUUGUCAGUGUUCCUCCCUCCAGGAAUUGUCUGCUGCUUUAGCCUCAAAGUGGUUAUAGUUCAUUUUUUCACCUGCAGUUUUGUUGCUGUUUUCCCAGAAAAGCCACUUAGCUUUGUCUGGGCUGGUUGGGGUGGUAUGGGCAGUGUGUAAUGUUGUUCUGAAAACUUACAUACUUUUUCCCACUAGUUUCCCAUUUCUCCCCUCAGGGGCCACGUGUCUUUGAGUCACCCGAGAAGUCAAGUGGGACACUACCCCCUCUUCCUCUUUUUCUGUCUAGUUCAUCUCCCCUCCUUCUCACCCCAUGCAAAUCUAUGGGAAGCAGGGGGAGAGGCAUUAUCUAGACUCUGGUCUUCUCAGAGUAGAAUUUUUCUGCCAUGUGCCUUUGGAAUGGGGGCUUGAGGGUGCUACCAGUAAGAGCUUCAUGAUUGAAAAAAAAAAUCCUCAGCUAUUCAGCUGCCACUAUUCAAAGGACCAGCAACUUAGACCUCAGGAUGUCCUCUCAGUGCCCUUGAAGUUGUGGAUAGAUAAGCAGUGCAGUGAUCUUUGCUCAUGGCUUUGUGUGUGGCUUUUUAUCAUGGGACAGAGGGACAUUAACCUCUCAUUUCAGAUUCUCUCACCAUAAAAAAGGCGGAUGGAUUGGGACCUGACCUGCAGCCACCCCCAGUGGGUUAUUAGAAAAGCCUUCCCUCCUGAGUUGCCAAGUGCCUUUUUCUUGUUUGACUUUAACUAUGAUUCCAACCCCAAACCCCAUAGAAUGCAGACCUCUUGGAAAAGUAAAUCAGUUUAGAGAGUGGAAAUCCAUCAGAACAGCAUGAGCAGGGGAGGCUUCACAUUCAUCUGUCCCACUGUCAAUGUGAAAAAGGCAAGUAAGUUUGUGAAAGCAACAGUGACUCUUUGCAGAGCUGUCUUUCUGACAGAGAUUCUCAGAUGCCUUGAGCUCAGCUGCUGACUUUCAGUUCUGAGAUUCCCUGUUCUGUGUGGCCAGUGGGAUGUUGUGGCAGUGGGAGAAAAGAAUAGACAGAAGAGGAAUGAGUUACUGCUGACACUGCUUCCCAAAGCUCUGAAUAACCCUGAGGCAUCAUGGAUCAUCACAGACUGGAAAUUCAUUCCUUGGAAAGGGGAGAAGUCCCACAAUGGAAUCUGAAGAGCCCAGAGCUUGAGGGCUAAGAAAGGGAUGUGGGUGCAAAAGGAGCUUCGUGGCAGCUGCGUCCAGUCCCGGAUGCCCCGAGUUGAGCAUGUUGCUUAUUUGGAACCUUAUGGAAAUGGUUCGACACCUAUUUUCGGGGACUUGUCUUUAUUUGUAGUGUUUGGUUGGGACCUGGCCUAUUUUCUGGCUCAUAAGCUCUCCCUUGGGGUUAGUAUUCAGUAGUGUAGAUGGAUUAAGUGAAUUCACCUGCCUGACUGAGGGAGGAGUGGGGGGGGGGCAGGGCAGAGCUGGGUAUUUAAUCCCUCCCUCUGGAAAGUGUCUUGUGUGCAGAGUUGGGAGUGUAGUAGGUUCACAUUUGACAUCUCUUUGGAAGUAAGGGGUUAUUGUCAGGACGGAUGACAGUUGUCUCCCAGAGACUCAAUGAGGCCUCAGACAGUCCUUGAAAGUCAGGGACGGGUGUCUUUUGUGUGCAGCCCUGACCCUGUUCCUCCUCCAUCCUUCUGUUACUCUGCCCCAGGUGCUUCAGGGCUGUUACAGAGAUUGCUUGGCUCCCCCUCUGCUGUUUAGCCUCCUGCCUCAGUCACUACUUGAAACCCCCUUUUAAUUUUCUUUGGCAGUUAUAGCUCCUGCAAUUUCAGCUCUGCCUUGUCACUGGGUUCCCAGACUGAUUUCAUCAAGGAGAUAACUAUAGAGUGAGCUGAAUGUUGGAGCCCUGUUAGCGGCCACUACAUCAGUCUCUGUGUGGCAAAUACCAGGCCAUAAAUUGGCCCAAGGGCACUCUUUCAUCAACAUUGGAGGAAACCCUGUCUGCCUUGACCUGGAACUUGUAUUGUGCUAUCUUCAAUUCGAGCAUUGUUGGACACCUUUCCACACCUCAUUGGAAAACCCCACAGCCACUUUUAAUCCCACCAAAAACUGAGAUUGUUCUUUAUCCAGACCCUUGACUCAUGGAUUACUAGUACAAAUGUGCUUUGCCAGUGAUGACCCUUUGGAUCUCAAAGUUACAUUUUGUGUUAGUAAUCACAUACCUUUUCUUCAUUGACUUGCAAGCUACCCAUCUUUCCCAAAAGCAAAUUAGAGUGAGAGAGAAUGUGUGUACACACACACACACACACACACACACACAAUACAUAUGUACGUAUGUGAAUGAAUGAUUAAAUUCAGAUAUGUGAAGGAACUGGAGAUACUCUUAGUCUCAUCCAAACUUUGAUAACCUUGUAAGACUUGAAAGUGGAUUGAACAAUUGUUACCCAGCAAAAUGGUAGUCCCACCGAAGCUGACAUAAAAAUGUCUCCAGGCUGUGUGCUGUUUUUCUUUGAAAUGAAGAGUAAGAGGAGGAGAGGAAAUGAGAUAUUCUUUUAAGUAUUCCUGUGGACUCAGGUCAGAUUUGCUGGAUAAUGCCCCCCAUGAAAAUGCCAAGAGUUUUAUCUGAUCAGAACCACUAAGGAAGGUAGUUUGACAGAUUUAUUGUGCCCACAUGUUCUGCUAGCAUUGAAACCAAGUAAUAAACCUGUAAAGUAGACUGCACACAGUAAAUGCACUUAGCUUCUUGCUUCUAUGGACUUAACCAUAGCAGGAGCAGAAGUGAACUAACCAUGCAAAAAUGGAGCUUGGGUUCCUGUAAAAUCUUAGCCCUGUAAGAGUCUUCUUAAUAUGGGUUUUGAUUCACGUGGCUCCUUAGUUGAUGAAAUCUUGAGAAAUGGGUUCUGGUCCAUAACUGGGGAAGCAUGGUCCUUAGGUUAUAUAAGGGUUGCUAAGUAUCCCAAAUGUUCAGUCAUUCAACAAACAUUUAUUAAGCACUUAGAGACUGCUGUGUUAGGUGCUGAAAGUGUUAGAAAGUUUGAGUAAGCCACCCUCCUUGUCCUCUUGGAGUUGAAUGUCUUAAGGAUGAAAACUGGAGCAUUCUGUGAGCUAACAUGAGGCAACUUCCUACCAAGACCACUGUUUCUUCAGCAGACUCUUGGAUAGGCAGCUUCCCUAAAUACAGGGUGUUUGGCCUCCCUCACCUAGUGCCUCUUUUCUUCUAAGCUCCCAGUAGCCCGUAACAGCUUUGGAGAUGGUGACACUGUCUUGAGUCAUGCCCAAGAAAUGUUUUCUGUGUUUAAACUCCAUUUUAGGUCAAGCCAACCAUACCAAUGAGAGGCAUUAGAUCUACGCUAUGGUCUUAGAGUAAAGUUUGUCUGCCAUGUGCCUUUGUAGUGGAGGGGGGAUGAGGGUGAGGAAGUAGUGUCAGCCAGUGGGCAAUGCCUCCAUGCUUGCCUGAAAGGGAGGGGGAAGCCUUUCUAUUAUACAUUUAAAAGUCUAUCUUUAUCCCUCUCCCCAUUUCAAAAACAUAAUUUUGUUUGCUUGAUCUAGACUUGGUUUUAUA
Dromiciops gliroides (monito del monte) is the source of this 5770-nucleotide messenger RNA. RefSeq names its product nuclear envelope integral membrane protein 1 (gene NEMP1). The record is from RefSeq and is a predicted model, not a curated record. Gene Ontology annotation, cellular component: nuclear envelope. Lineage: Eukaryota; Metazoa; Chordata; Mammalia; Microbiotheria; Microbiotheriidae.